This is a messenger RNA of Rhodamnia argentea, 3075 nucleotides long. Its product is annotated as HIPL1 protein. Bases 798 to 2927 code for a protein of 709 amino acids. NCBI's taxonomy places the organism in Eukaryota, Viridiplantae, Streptophyta, Magnoliopsida, Myrtales, Myrtaceae. The transcript has 7 exons. The record is from RefSeq and is a predicted model, not a curated record.
UUGAAUUCGUGAACCCGAAAUACGAGCGAACACCACGUAAUUUUGGAACUAUCAUGAGUCCGGUGCCGGACCGAUUUGAAAAGCGGACGUAUGAGGCUUUUUCUGAAACAGGCAGAUUAAGCUCAUAAUCGCCAAGAGCGGAAGCGGUAGCAGAAGUGGGUUUAACUAUUGCUGUUGUUACUAUUAUUUUCUGCUGAACAGCCAGCCCAAGUCAGUUACACCAUUGUCAUUGUUUCAAUCCUUGAGCCUUGUCAGAGAUUGAAAUAUGUGUCCAAAUCAAUUUUAUAUGUCCCACUUGUUGUUUGGUUUUCUUUAGGAUACAAAUAGAUAUGACAGUUUCUUUUUUUUUUUCUUUCCCGAGGUCAACUUGUUCCUCUUCUCAACAAUCGCCAUUAAUCAUGCAUUGAGUCUUACAGAAGAAAGUCAACCUUAUCAGUCUGACCCACCACAUUCUGCGCUUAAAUUUUCCAUCUUUCUCACUUCGACUCCUAAUGACAAGCUUCAGUUGACGAUUUCUCAAAUCACAAACGUGAGUUUGGUGGAAAGAAGUAUUGCAUUUUCUUUCUUCCUUCGAAGUUCUCCUUCCUUUUUUGUUUCUGGUGACAGACAAGAAUCUGAAAAUGUGGAAUGAACUCCGGGGAACAUCAGCAAAGCAAAGCGAAGUGAUUUCGGUUUUCGUGCAUUUGUUUGCUUUGUUUUCUUAGUUUUAUUUUCAUUAUUUUGGAAUUGUAUUGGAUGAAACUACACAGAUUUGUGUAAUUUCUUGGCGGUAGUGCCAUUGCUGCAAAACUGUGAAAAUGAGAGGCUCUCUGGCGAUGAAGAUGGUCCUUCUCAGCCUCCUGCUCUCACUGCUGGUCCACUGUUCUGCUUCAUACCCCUUGUGCACUGAUUUGAGAGCACCUUUCAAUGCUGAUAAUGCCGGUCUCGCCUUUUGCCGAUACAACGGCAGUAUUUGCUGCAAUUCCUCUCAGGAUUUACAGCUGCAGAAGCAAUUCAAAGCGAUGAACGUCUCAGACCCUGGUUGUGCUUCUCUUCUAAAGUCGGUUCUUUGCGCGAGAUGUGAUCCAUUCUCGGGCGAACUGUAUCAAGUCGAACAAGCACCUCGUGCAGUUCCUGUUCUCUGCAAUUCUUCAGUUUCCGCGAAUUCCACCCGGUCCCAACUCUACAUACUUGAUUUCUGCUCGAAUCUCUGGGACAAGUGCCACAACACAUCCAUAUUAAAUUCUCCUUUUGCUUUUGAAAGUAAAGCCAAAACAACAGCCGGUUUUGGAAGCAGGAUAUCCGAUUCAUGGAGUUCAGCAGCAGAGUUUUGCAAUGAAUUCGGCGGAGCUUCUGAUAAUACCUCAGUGUGCUUCUCCGGUGGACCGGUCAAAUUAGCAGGUGCCGAGAAUUCAAGCACCCCGAGUGGUGUUUGCCUCGAGAAACUCGGGAACGGUUCCUACCUCAAUAUGGUAGCUCAUUCUGAUGGUUCAAAUCGCGUGUUCUUAUCCAAUCAACCCGGAAAAAUAUGGCUCGCGACAAUCCCCAAGCAGGGUUCAGGAGAGAUACUUGGAAUUAAUGAGUCAAGCCCCUUCUUGGAUCUGACCGAUGAAGUACAUUUUGAGAGUGAGCUUGGGAUGAUGGGACUGGCAUUGCAUCCGAAUUACCAAAAUAACGGCCGGUUCUUUGUUUCCUUCAACUGUGAUAAGGUCAAGUGGCCUGAAUGUUCCGGUAGGUGUUCAUGCAACUCGGACGUGGGAUGCGAUCCUUCGAAGAUAGGACCGGACAAUGGGGCAAACCCUUGCCAAUAUCACAGUGUCAUAUCAGAGUUCACCACCAAUCAGUCUUCACCGAGCGGCACUGUCAUUCCAAAGGAAGUGAGGAGAAUAUUCACAAUGGGCCUCCCGUUCAGUGCUCAUCACGGCGGUCAAAUUCUUUUUGGACCGAAAGAUGGGUACUUGUACUUCAUGAUGGGCGACGGAGGGAGUAUCGGCGGAGGGAGUAUCGCCGGAGGGAGUAUCGGCGAUCCCUACAACUUCUCUCAGAACAGAAAAUCCUUGCUUGGAAAGAUUAUGAGGCUUGAUGUUGAUAACUUACCAAAUUCGACAAUGAUUAGUAAAUCUGGGCUGUGGGGAAAUUAUUCUGUUCCUGAAGACAAUCCGUUUUCCGUAGAUAAGGAAUUAGCUAGCGAAAUUUGGGCCUUGGGAUUCAGGAAUCCUUGGCGAUGCAGCUUUGACUUGGAAAGGCCUUCGUACUUUCUCUGCGCAGAUGUUGGCCAGGAUCUGUAUGAAGAGGUGAACAUAGUCACUAAAGGUGGAAACUAUGGAUGGCGUGUCUACGAGGGCCCGAUCCUGUAUCAUCCCCCACAAAACCCCGGCGGUAAUACAUCUGCUAGCUCCAUCAAGCCUAUCUUCCCUGUGAUGGGAUAUAAUCACUCCCAGCUCCAGAAUCCCCAAGGUUCUGCAUCGAUCACCGGAGGCUACUUUUAUCGGUCCAUGGUAGAUCCGUGCUUGUAUGGAAGAUACAUGUAUGCGGAUCUGUACGGCAGUGGCGGCAUCUGGGUGGGCACAGAGAAUCCUGAGAACAGCGGCAACUUCACCAGCGCUCAAGUCCCUUACGGUUGCGCAAAGGACUCUCCCAUACAGUGCGGUGCUGAGGAUGAGUCGUUGCCUGCUCUAGGCGCGAUAUUCUCUUUCGGCCAGGACAAUAGUAAGGACACUUUCGUAUUGACAAGCAGCGGAUUGUAUAGAAUCGUGAGUCCUAGUCGGUGCAACUUUGCUUGCUCCAAAGAAACGGUGACCCCUCGUAGUCCUCCAGCGUCCAACCCUCCUCCUCCUCCUCCGUCCACUUCAAUGGCGAUGCCAUGGAGGCACCGAGGGCCAGGGUUCUCACUUCUCAGUCCCGUCAUUUCUUACAUAUUCUUGUUCGGUAUGUGCUGCAAUUUGUAACCGGGAAAUUCCUGCUGUCAGAUUGCGAAAAGCAUGUUACUCGCUAGCUUCAUCACAUCGCUGUAACGAGUAGGAACACGAGAGCGAGAAACGGUGACUUUGUAUCCGAUCGUCCGCACAAGGAAUGAAGUGAACUGAAUUUGCAGCA